Messenger RNA from Leishmania mexicana MHOM/GT/2001/U1103, 1875 nucleotides. RefSeq names its product NADPH-cytochrome p450 reductase-like protein. NCBI's taxonomy places the organism in Eukaryota, Euglenozoa, Kinetoplastea, Trypanosomatida, Trypanosomatidae. The coding region runs from base 1 to 1875 and encodes 624 amino acids. Gene Ontology annotation, cellular component: cytosol. Gene Ontology annotation, molecular function: oxidoreductase activity; FMN binding; flavin adenine dinucleotide binding. The transcript has a single exon. The record is from RefSeq and is a predicted model, not a curated record.
AUGACCAGGCUUACGAUUCUGUACGGGACGCAGACUGGCAACGCGGAGCGACUAGCGCUGCGCAUCGCUCGACUGGCACUUUGCCAGGGGUUCGAGUGCGUCUCGUGCCUGCCCGCCGAUGACUUGCCUAUCGCUGAGUGGCCGCACACCGGAGGGCCUGUCGUUCUUAUCUGCUCCAACGCGAAUCAAGGUGAUGCCCCAAACACGUUUCGCCGGUCGUGGGCGUCGCUGCUACAACCCACCGCCGCAGGCAGCAUGGAGGGCCUGCAGUACGCUGUCUUCGGCUUGGGCGACUCUCUGUAUCUCAAGUUCAACCACAUGGCCAAGAUGGUGCACAACCGUCUCCGGCAGCUUGGCGGCACCCCGAUGGUGAUGCGCGGGCUGGGAGAUGAGAGUGACGCGAAGGGCGUGGAGGAGACAUUGCAGCCCUGGCUCGCGGAGCUGUGGACAGCACUUGGGAAACCGGGCAAGCGCGGUGCUGCCGCACGUACGCCGGCUUACCCGCUGGCGGACCUUCCUUUCUUUCCUCUUUUCAGCAUUGCACCCGCCUCGGCGUGCGACGAGGCAACAGCUGGCGCGCCGUCUUCUUCCGUUAACGCCUCCGCCGCGCCACUGCCGUAUUUUGCUGACUCUGUAUUCUCCUGCGAGGUGGUGGCGAACAGGCGCCUCACAUCUGCUGCGUGCGAGCAGGUGGUUCAUCACCUGGAGCUUCGCGCGGGUCCGGACAGCACGGACGCCGCGGCGUACGAUGUCGGCGAUGCGCUCGGCAUCUACUGCCCCAAUCGUGAAGAGCUAGUAGAGGAGCUGCUGCGCGAACUGCAGCAAGACGGGGCAGAGAUGGUGAUGGUGACCCCAGACGCCUCGCAUGGACUCGUCCGUCAGCCCGCCCGCCCCUUCUUUGGGCGGCCUCUCUCGCUACGUUCGUUACUUCGUCACUACUUUGACCUGGACGCCGUGGUGUCACAAGAGUUCUUGUGGAUGCUCGCGCAUGAGGUGACUGGGGAGGAAGAGGGCGCGGUCGACGUGCGGGAACGCCUCUACGAGCUGGCAGAUCCGGCCAACGUGAACGAUUACCUGCAGUAUGCGCACCGUGAGAAGCGCAACAUAUGUGAGGUGCUGCACGACUUCAAGGACCUUCAUCCAUCUCUGGAGCUGGUCUUGUCGUUUGCGAUGCCGAUGCUGCCGCGCUACUUCUCCAUCGCCUCCGCGCCAGCAAUGGACGGCGCAGGCCGUUUCGACCUCUGCGUAGGGCUGCUGGACUGGCACACGCCACUGAAGCGCCACCGCACCGGGCUCUGCAGCUCCUACCUAGUGAAGGCCGCCCCCGGGACACGGCUGACGUGUUUUGUCUGGCAGGGUUCCCUUGCACUUCCUGCUACACCGACGCCGCUGCUGUGCAUCGCAACAGGGACGGGCGUUGCGCCAAUUCGCAAUGUUCUGCGGCAGGUCGCCGGUCUCUCCGCGCAGGGCUGGGAAGAUGUGCCGGUGGUGCUUGUGUUUGGAUGCCGACGUGAGGCGGAGGAUUACCUGUACCGCGAGGAGUGGGCUACGCUGAAGGAGACGGGCGCACUGCCCACCCUCCGAGUGAUCCCGGCCUUCUCGCGGGACACCGACAAGAAGGUUUACGUGCAGCACAAACUCGGCCAGCACGCAAAACUGACGUCGUCCUUUUUGCAGCCCGAAGGUGCCGGUGUCCCGCCUGGCGUGGUGUACGUGUGCGGAAACGCGAAGCAGAUGCCGAAGGAUGUGCAGCACACCCUAGAGCAGAUUGUCGAGGCGACCGUGGCGGAGGUGCAGGACGAAGCCGGGGCGGCCGCGCACAUCAGGGCUCUUGGCCGCGUGGGUCGCUAUCAGGUCGACUCGUGGUCGGCGUAG